Anopheles aquasalis is the source of this 2042-nucleotide messenger RNA. Its product is annotated as putative polypeptide N-acetylgalactosaminyltransferase 9. Gene Ontology annotation, cellular component: Golgi apparatus. Gene Ontology annotation, molecular function: polypeptide N-acetylgalactosaminyltransferase activity. Gene Ontology annotation, biological process: protein O-linked glycosylation. Lineage: Eukaryota; Metazoa; Arthropoda; Insecta; Diptera; Culicidae. The record is from RefSeq and is a predicted model, not a curated record.
AUGCGCUCCGGAUACCGCUUAGUGAUAAUCGUGAGCCUUUUUAUGGUGAUAAUCUAUAUAUUCAUCAGCGAGGUGUUCAAUGGUGGUCGUGGACAUGUUAUGCUGUUCAAACAGCUUCCAGUACGAGAAGUUCCAGCGGCUGUUCCGGAUACGGAUGAACCGAUCAUAACAACCUCGGCUGGGACGACGCUUUCCAAUUUCGUGUACACUACGAUAGGGCUUGAUCCACGAUAUCCGGUCCCACCGGGAGAUAUGGGCCGUCCGGUGGAGAAGGAACUGAAGGAUUCCGUUGUGGACAUCCUGGUGCAAGAUGGUAUACGUACGCAAGGUUUGAAUACGUACUUUUCGGAUCUGAUGUCAGUCCGCCGGAGACUGCCAGAAAUUCGUGACCGCUGGUGUCGAGAGCCGGGACGAUAUCCUGCCAACCUACCACCGACUUCGAUCGUGAUCGUGUUCUACAACGAGGCAUGGUCUGUGCUGGUGCGCACCGUGCACUCGAUUCUCGAUCGUUCACCAGCCAAUCUCAUUCACGAAAUUGUACUUGUGGAUGACUAUAGCUAUUUGCCACAUCUUAAGACACAGCUACAGGAAUACUUUGCGCGCUACGAGAAAGUUCGCAUUAUGCGUGCUCCGAAGCGAUUAGGAUUGAUACGGGCAAGGAUGUUUGGGGCACAAAACACGACCACUGAUCUUAUCACUUUCCUCGAUGCGCAUGUAGAAGUCACUGUAGGCUGGCUGGAGGCGCUGCUCGAUGUGGUGGCGCAAAGUUGGACCACCAUUGCGUUACCAACGAUCGAUUGGAUCGACGAGCACAACAUGAAGUACAAGGACGAUAGGGCACCGAUUUUCAUCGGAGCGUACGAUUGGGAUCUCAACUUUGGCUGGUGGGGCCGCUGGUCCAUGAAGAAAAAGUAUGAAAACAAGAUGGUCCCGUUCGACACGCCAGCGAUGGCCGGUGGACUAUACACCAUCAAUCGUACGUUCUUCGAGAAGCUCGGUUGGUACGACGAGGGUUUUGAUAUUUACGGCAUCGAAAACAUUGAACUAUCGAUGAAGAGCUGGAUGUGCGGUGGUAAAAUGGUGACCGUGCCGUGCUCUCGUGUUGGCCACAUCCAAAAGACUGGCCAUCCAUAUCUUCAAAGCGAAAAGAAGGACGUGGUGCGUGCAAACUCGAUCCGUUUAGCCGAGGUGUGGAUGGAUGAGUACAAGCACGUGAUCUUCGACAUCCACGGUAUUCCGCACUACCUGGAGGAGGAAUUCGGUUCCGUCGAAAACCGAAAGAGGAUUCGACAGCGUUCCGGGUGUCGUGAUUUCCGUUAUUACAUCGAGAAUGCGUUCCCCGAGAUGCGCAAUCCCGGUGUUGUCGGAGCAUUCCGCGGAGAGGUGCACAGUGUCGUGCUAGGAGCGGCCAGCUGUCUCGAGUAUAGGCCUUCCGAUGCUUUCCUAGGAAUGGCACCGUGUGAUGGCAAGCAACGGAACCAAUUCUGGACCCACAACUACUACGAGGAGUUGAACAGUUAUCAGCAUUGUAUCGAUUUUACUGGGAGCGCUCUGGGAGUGUUUGUAUGCCAUCGAUCGCGCGGUAACCAAGCCUGGCGUGUACUGGAGCACACGGGACAGAUCCAGAGUGUUAAGCAUCAGCAGUGUCUAGCGCUGAAUCUUCUCACGAACGUGACACUCACGAUGGAACAGUGUGACGAUAAGCGUUCUGCUCAGCGUUGGACCCUCAACUAUAUCCGUUAUGAUCUGACGCCAUUCCAAGCGAAAGUUUGACGUGGCAUGAACGAACGAAGCCAGUGAUUCUUGCAGCUGCGAGCAUCCAUCAACGAGUGCGUCGUUCCCCCUCUUGGACGCCUAUUAAUUAAUCCGUAAAGCUAUCACCGUCCGGGUAGUGUGCCGGUUAUCGCGCCAGCGAUAAGACAACAAUCGUGCAGCACACGUUUUCCGUCGGGGAUUUACGAGCUUACGACCUCGAUCGGGUCGAUCCGGACGCUGAAAGUUGUAAAACAACUCGUUAUCGAUGUUUCAAUUCUCAAACUGAC